AUGGGGCUAAACUUUGUACAAAUUGCCGAGGAAUAUGCAAGUAAAAUUGGUGAAAAAUAUAUAGUGUGUUCUUGUUGUGAUUGUAGAAAUCUAAAAAAGUUUCGUGGGAUUGACGAAAUUAAGAGUCAUUUGAUACGUCGUGGUUUUAAAGAAGGAUAUGACUCGUGGAUAUGGCAUGGUGAGAAUGUACCUUUUAGUACAGAUGAUGUCGAAUUAGAUGUAGAGAAAGAUAAACGUAAAGAAGAUACUGUUACAACUGAUGAAGACAAUGACCGGCUAGAUGAAUUGAUGCGUGAUAUGCAAGGGGAUUUGAAUGAACUGCCUCAAGAGUUUGAAACUUUUUUUGAAAAUUCUGGAAAACCUUUGUUUUCUGGAUGUAGUAAAUUUACAAAGUUAUCAUCAAUGCUUAAAUUGUAUAACUUAAAAGCAAAUAAUAGGUGGAGUGAUAAGAGUUUCACGGAGUUAUUGAAACUUUUAAAGGACAUGCUUCCUGAUGAUAAGGAGUUAUUGAAACUUUUAAAGGACAUGCUUCCUGAUGAUAACGAACUCCCUUGUUCAACUUAUGAGGCAAAGAAAAUGUUAUGUCCGUUGCCUUGUUCAACUUAUGAGGCAAAGAAAAUGUUAUGUCCGUUGAGUAUGGACAUUUAUGAGGCAAAGAAAAUGUUAUGUCCGUUGAGUAUGGACAUUGAUGAGGCAAAGAAAAUGUUAUGUCCGUUGAGUAUGGACAUUGAAAGGAUCCAUGCAUGUCCAAACGAUUGUAUUUUGUAUUGGAAACAAUACAAAGAUUUGCAUGUGUGUCCGAAGUGUGGAGCAUCGCGUUAUAAACGGAAAGGAUACGAUGAUGCAUGUGAGAAGAAGAAAGGUGCUCCUGCGAAAGUGUUGUGGUAUCUACCGGUGAUUCCAAGGUUCAAGCGUUUGUUUGCAAAUCCAAAUGAUGCAAACAAUUUGCAAUGGCAUGCUGUUGGUAGAAAAGAAGAUGGAAAAUUGAGACAUCCCUCCGAUUCUCCUCAAUGGAAGAACAUUAAUAUGAAGUUUCCUGAAUUCGGAUUCCGAAAAUCAAAAUCUUAG
Molecule: messenger RNA, 1068 nt
Organism: Ipomoea triloba (trilobed morning glory)
Lineage: Eukaryota; Viridiplantae; Streptophyta; Magnoliopsida; Solanales; Convolvulaceae
Exons: 1
Coding region: 1-1068 (355 amino acids)
Source: RefSeq, a predicted model, not a curated record